GGCCGCCGGGGCGCUGGCCGCCACGCCGAGCCUAUUUUUAGGCCUUUGGGGCCGGGUUGCGGAAAGCUAGAGCUGGGCGAGCGCCCCAGGGGAGCGGGCCGCAGGCGGUGGGCGUGCGCCGGCUCACUUGUUGCGGGGGUUGACUCUGCCCGGAGAAGGGGAAGCUCGGAGAUCAUUGGUCGGUCCUUCCGAUGUUGCUGAAGCUAAUAGCGCUGUUACGAGAGCAGCUGAAGUGCGAUCAGGCCUUUGUGACACUGACCACAAACGAUGCCUACGCCAAAGGAGCCUUAGUCCUGGGCUCAUCUCUGAAGCAGCACAGGACCACCAGGAAGCUGGCCGUGCUUGCCACUCCUCAGGUCUCCGACUCCAUGAGAAAAGUUUUAGAGACAGUCUUCGAUGAAGUCAUCACCGUAGACGUCUUGGACAGUGGUGAUUCUGCACAUCUAACCUUGAUGAAGAGGCCUGAGUUGGGUGUCACGUUAACGAAACUCCAUUGCUGGUCACUUACGCAGUAUUCAAAAUGUGUGUUCAUGGAUGCAGAUACUCUGGUCCUAGCAAAUAUCGAUGAUCUUUUUGAGCGAGAAGAAUUGUCGGCGGCACCAGACCCAGGGUGGCCUGACUGCUUCAACUCUGGAGUCUUUGUUUAUCAGCCUUCAGUUGAAACAUACAAUCAGCUGUUGCACCUUGCUUCUGAGCAAGGCAGUUUUGAUGGUGGGGACCAGGGUUUACUGAACACAUUUUUUAACAGCUGGGCAACAACAGAUAUCAGAAAACACCUGCCAUUUAUUUAUAACCUAAGCAGCGUUUCUAUAUACUCCUACCUCCCAGCAUUUAAAGCAUUUGGUGCAAAUGCCAAAGUUGUUCAUUUCCUGGGACGAAUCAAACCAUGGAAUUAUACUUACGAUCCUAGCACAAAGAGUGUCAAAAGUGAGUCCCAUGAUCCUACCAUGACUCAUCCAGAGUUUCUGAACCUGUGGUGGGACAUCUUCACCAACAGCGUUUUACCUCUGCUUCAACAAUUUGGCCUUGUCAAAGACACCCACUCAUACCUAAAUGUGGAAGGCGUCUCAGGAGCUGUAUCACAUCUGUCCCUUGGGGAGAUCCCGGCUGCGGCCCAGCCUUUUGUGUCCUCAGAAGAACGGAAGGAGCGGUGGGAGCAGGGCCAGGCUGAUUACAUGGGAGCAGAUUCCUUUGACAACAUCAAGAGGAAACUGGACACUUACCUCCAGUAGAAACACUGCCUUUUUCCCAUGGACACACCCACUUCACAGGCACUUCUUUCUGACACUUAGUAUCUCGAGCUGGGUUAGGAAAGGUCUCUUACGGUUGCUAGAAGCUUUGCUAGAAUUCAUCAGAUGAGGGGAUUUUGCAAGACAACAGGUGAGAACUGGGCAAAAGUUGUGAAGUAGCAGUUCUGUUAUGUGGACAGCGUUCUGCUUGUUAACCCUAGGCUUAUUCAUUACUCAGCUCUUGUCGGAAAUUCUUAAUUUUGCCAACGGCCAGCAUAUGUGGUAAGGGAGAGUCAAGCUAAUUAAAAUGGCUGUUAUGGACUCUAAAAAUGUGCCGGUAUGGCUCUAGAUCAGUCUCUCUUCAGAAUGGGACAGGGUCUCUCUCUCCCGCUUGCACGUCGUAGCUUUCACUAGACCUGCAUUUUAUUUAGAAGGGCCCAGAGACUGCCAGAGUGAUUGUGAUUUUGCUUUCAGGUGAAGAUAUCCUGUAACACUGCUGAGUGAUUCAUAAACCUAUCAGCAAGCGGCGUUAACCCAUUUUAUUUCCUAACUGUAGUGUCUGAAAUUGUUCACCAGUUUUCUGUAUACUGUAAGGCAGCAUGCUAAAAUGCUUUUUUCAGUUCUGUGUAUCUAUAAAGAGCAGUGUGUUCUCUGAUGGUUACCUGCGGUGGCACCUUGUAUGAAAAUAAAGGCUUCUUGCCAUAUUUUGGUUGUCUAAUUAAGGGAAUCCCACUCCCCUUGGAAAAAAAAUGUAUUAGGUAGUUUUUCAUAAUCUGUAGAAUUUGUCAAUGUUUUAAAAAACCAGCAUAAAACUUGACACUUGGAAUUGGUUUCUAGAUAUCUAGAAAUAGUUCAGUCUAGUGUUCUCCAGUGACGAUGAUUUAUCUGUUCUGUCACACUGUCUCUCCAUAUCAAGUGAGUGUUCAGAUUGUAGAAAAUACUGCAAUGCUAAAAUCAUCACAGGUUCAUUGUCAAUCUCUGGACAUACUUGAUAAUCGUUCAGGACUUCUAGAAUCAGUACUAGAACUAGUAUUUCUAUCCAUGAAUUAAAAUGAUAUACGUGUAAAGGAUAUUUAUUAAAUGUAUAGAGGAUUCUAGGUUGCAAGGAUGGCAAGCCAGGGAAGGGCAGGAUCCAAAAUGACCUUUUUAAAGCGAUGUGAGUAAUUAACUCUGUUGGAGGAAAACCAACCAACCAACCAACCAUCCAGCCAACCAGGAGAGUAGACCAGGACCAGAAACUCGAGAGGUUUAAUUGGGCAGAAGCUGCAGUGGCUUUUGUGACCUAACUAACCUGCAAGGUCACCCUUUUAUUUCCACAACAUCCUACUGGUUACAUGAGUCAGCCCUAUUCAAUUUGGGUGCGAAUGAAAACACAGGGAUACAGAAUCCUGGAGGCAAGAAUGGUUAAGGGCUACCUUGGAGGCUGACUACGGAAGAGCUCAAGAAGUACCUGAGGAUUUACC
This is a messenger RNA of Enhydra lutris kenyoni (northern sea otter), 2692 nucleotides long. RefSeq names its product glycogenin 1. The record is from RefSeq and is a predicted model, not a curated record. The transcript is spliced from 7 exons. Bases 192 to 1232 code for a protein of 346 amino acids. Gene Ontology annotation, cellular component: cytoplasm. NCBI's taxonomy places the organism in Eukaryota, Metazoa, Chordata, Mammalia, Carnivora, Mustelidae. Gene Ontology annotation, molecular function: glycosyltransferase activity.